UUCCAGAGUGUUAAGUGCCAAAGCUGUUUCCUCAGGAUGGGAUAGCUGAUGAGCAAGCAAGUUCCUUUGUGCAAUGAUAGUAAUGUUCAACUAAGAUUUCUUUGUCCAGAUGAUGUUCCAGAAGUGAAAAAACUAUGCACAGAAUGGUUUCCCAUCGAGUAUCCUGACAGCUGGUACAAGGACAUUACCUCCAGCAACAAGUUUUUUUCCCUUGCUGCUGUGUACAGAGUGCAAAUUAUUGGACUAGUUGUUGCAGAAAUUAAAUCCCAAUCAAAAUGUAACAAAGAGGACCAAGGUCUGCUUUCUUCACAUUUUGCCAAAAAUACUAAAGUAGCUUAUAUUCUUACUCUGGGUGUUGUUGAAGAAUUCAGAAGAAAUGGCAUAGCUACUCUUCUGUUAAAUAGUUUAGUUGACCACUUGACAAAAAAUCCUGAUGGAAACAGUUGCAAAGCUGUCUACUUACAUGUCCUAACAUCAAAUACGACAGCCAUUCAGUUUUAUGAGCGGCGCAAUUUUUCCCUUCAUUCCUAUUUACCUUUGUAUUAUUCAGUGCAUGGAGUUGCCAAAGAUGGUUACUCCUAUGUUCUUUACAUCAAUGGUGGCCAUCCUCCCUGGACAGUUUUAGAUUAUUUAAAACACUGGGGUCAACUUGUUACACAUUUCCAAGUUUGUGUUUUGCCAAAGAAGAUGUAUCGUCUAUUUCAAGGUUUUGUGAUGAAAUUAUGGCCAGAGAGUUGGAGGUCCCGCUGAAUUAUGUUUAGUCAUAAUACAUAGAUAAUUUUUACUGAUAUUUUUAACAUAUCUUUCAUCCCGAGGCUAAUUUUUGUGAUGUCAAAUAUGUAAUUAUUACUUUGUAUUAAAUGUACAUAUACUCUACUGUCUUAUAUAAGAGUUAUCCUUCAUAAUUUUAUUAAUUGUAUGCAUAUAUACUCAAUAUUUAUAUAUGUUUUAUUGAAUUGAACAAAUUUUAUAAUGAACUCAUUCUCAGAUUGAGUUUAUUCAUACUAAUUGAAAUAGGAAUUUUGUAGUUAGAACCUAUGCUGCAUGUGUAAAAUAUAGAAUUCAGCAAUAAAAAUUUUUCUGUUUAAA
This is a messenger RNA of Stegodyphus dumicola, 1089 nucleotides long. RefSeq names its product N-alpha-acetyltransferase 60 (gene Naa60). Gene Ontology annotation, biological process: N-terminal peptidyl-methionine acetylation. NCBI's taxonomy places the organism in Eukaryota, Metazoa, Arthropoda, Arachnida, Araneae, Eresidae. Gene Ontology annotation, cellular component: Golgi membrane. The record is from RefSeq and is a predicted model, not a curated record. Gene Ontology annotation, molecular function: protein-N-terminal amino-acid acetyltransferase activity; histone acetyltransferase activity.